AUGGAAACGCUGUACCCGAACCCGAUUACGCCGUCGCAAACCCGAAUCGGAUGGGUCGGAAUCGGCGUAAUGGGCUUCGCCAUGGCCUCUCGCAUCCUCUCUGCGGGCUACACCCUCACCUUCUACGCCCGUAACCCCUCCCACCCCAACGCCAUAGCUCUCAGAUCCCAAGGCGCUACCCAAGCCCAAUCCCUGGCCCAACUGGCCCAACUCUCCGAUGUCCUCUUCACCAUGGUGGGCCACCCCUCCGACGUCCGCGCCCUCCUCGACUCUCUCCUCCCCGCCCUCCGUCCCAAUUCCGUCACCGUCGACAACACCAGCUCCCACCCCAACCUCGCCCGCACAAUCUUCACCCAGGCCCGCGCCCUCGGCGCCUGGGCUGUCGAUGCCCCAGUCUCCGGCGGCGACGUCGGCGCGCGCGACGGCACCCUGGCGAUCUUCGCGGCGGGGGAGAGAAAGGUGGUGGAGUGGCUCCACCCGCUCUUCUCGAUCCUCGGGAGGGAAACCUACAUGGGCCCCGCGGGGUGCGGGCAGAGCUGCAAGAUCGCGAACCAGAUAACUAUCAGCGCGAAUUUGGUUGGGGUGAGCGAAGGUUUGAUUUUCGCGAAGCGCGCGGGUUUGGACUUGAAGGGGUUUUUGGAGGGUAUUAGAGAGGGUGCAGCGGGUUCUAAAGCGUUGGAGAUAUUUGGGCAGAGGAUGAUUGAUGGGGAUUUUCGACCAGGGGGGUUUACGGAGUACCUGGUUAAGGAUUUGGGAAUGGGAGUGGAUGUUGUUGAAGGAGCGAGUGAUGAUGAAGUUGUUGUGUUGCCCGGGGCUUCCUUGUGGAAACAAUUGUUUUCUAGCAUGGUGGCCAAUGGACAAGGGAAGCUUGGCUCGCAAGGGAUUAUCUCUGUCAUUGAGAGGAUCAAUGGGAUGGAUGAACGAAACUGA
Messenger RNA from Sphenostylis stenocarpa, 930 nucleotides. NCBI's taxonomy places the organism in Eukaryota, Viridiplantae, Streptophyta, Magnoliopsida, Fabales, Fabaceae. The record is from the annotation of a GenBank genome assembly.